AUGGUGUUCAUUAAAAUCUGUGUAGUUGAAAUGUUCGCUUAAAAAAGAAAAGUUAUUUCUUAUAAGUUAAAAUUAUUUUUAUACGCCCUGAUACGUACUUGAUGCGUCCCAGUAACAAGUGAAAGUGUUAUCUUGUGAAGCAGCGAAUACAAACAAAAAUGGAGACAGUGGCCACAUCAUUAACAGCAGCUAUACGGACGCUCGCCCCUCAUCAAGAAUACCUCCUACAAGGCAGCAUCUUGGACAGUCAUUUAGAGGUUUUACUUCACAGACUACGAGGCCUGUGUGAUAACGCUGAUGCCACUCCAGAAACUUUCCAUGAUCAUGAGAUGGUCUAUCAGCUGAAAAAUAAUCUCUCAACACAACAAAGCCAAUAUAUUCUGUUCAGAGUGCGGCAGUCCAUUGAGUGUCCAGAUGCACCUUGCCACAUCAGGUACCUUGGUCAAGCAGAGGUGGGGGACAAGAAUCGCCAUACAUUAGUUAGAGCAUGCUAUGAUGUUGCUUGCUCAAGCAAUGUUAGAGACUUCCUCAAUGAGCUGGGAUUCAAACUAGACCAUGAAUAUGUUGCCAGAGGUUACUUCUUUCACAAAGGCAGAAUGAAAGUUACCAUUUCAAAGAUAUACAGAUUAUUACAACCUGGGAAACCAGAUACUCCAGAGCCUAUGACACAGUCUCACUUGGUUGAGCUGAGUGUGGUAGCACCAUUAGGCCAGGAUUCAAUUGGGGAUGAUAUGAGAAACUUUGCUGAACAGCUGAAACCGCUUGUUGUAUUGGAAAAAUUUGACCACAGACGACUUCAGUAAAAACAUCACAGCAGCAGUUGUUUCUUCCUCAGAGAUGCUGUGGAAAAGCGUAAUAGCUCUACAUAAUGUGUCCAAGCAGAGUGUGCUUGUGGAUGCAGAUAUUAUGCAUAAGGAAACAAAAAACCAAGCAUCCAAAGAUUAUAAAAGACUUGUGCUGUAAUGUCUUCAUCAUAAAGACAGCAUUCAUGGAAGUUUUUAGUUUUGAACAGUGGAACUAAACAUAUAGAUCACGGACCUGAUGUAGGGUAAUGCAGAAAUGGAACUUUUGCUGCUUCCCUACAUUCAAAAAGCAGGCCACAAUUAAGUGAUAUGACUCAUAAAUGUGUUUGGUCUUUUUGUUUAAAAAUUUUCUACAGCAGUAAUUUGAAAAGGGAUUGAAUAGGGAAUCUGCUUCCCAUAUUCUCUUUGAUCUUUUUACUCUGGAGUACACAUCCGCUGUUUAGAGUUUCAUCCAAAAUUAACAUAUUAACCGAAAUAAAUUCAUCCAUUUUUAUCAGACUUC
This is a messenger RNA of Pomacea canaliculata, 1305 nucleotides long. RefSeq names its product mediator of RNA polymerase II transcription subunit 18-like. The transcript has 7 exons. The coding region runs from base 159 to 803 and encodes 214 amino acids. The record is from RefSeq and is a predicted model, not a curated record. Gene Ontology annotation, biological process: regulation of transcription by RNA polymerase II; termination of RNA polymerase II transcription. Gene Ontology annotation, cellular component: mediator complex; core mediator complex. Gene Ontology annotation, molecular function: transcription coregulator activity. Lineage: Eukaryota; Metazoa; Mollusca; Gastropoda; Architaenioglossa; Ampullariidae.